Leptidea sinapis is the source of this 1204-nucleotide messenger RNA. RefSeq names its product gustatory receptor for sugar taste 64e-like. The record is from RefSeq and is a predicted model, not a curated record. Bases 38 to 1204 code for a protein of 388 amino acids. The transcript is spliced from 10 exons. Gene Ontology annotation, molecular function: taste receptor activity. Gene Ontology annotation, biological process: sensory perception of chemical stimulus; detection of chemical stimulus involved in sensory perception of taste. NCBI's taxonomy places the organism in Eukaryota, Metazoa, Arthropoda, Insecta, Lepidoptera, Pieridae. Gene Ontology annotation, cellular component: membrane.
AAUUAAAAUAUUUCUAAUACCCGUCGUAUAAUUUAAAAUGGAACGAUCUUCUACUUCAAAACAUAGCAACCAAGGAGUCCCGAAAGGAAAAAUAAUGCCUUUCAAUAUGUAUGGAGACAAAAAGCAAGCUUCAUUUCAAUCAGCCAUUAAAUACACAGUUCUUAUUGGACAGUACUUUGGUUUGAACCCUGUCUCUGGUGUAAGUGACUCUGAUAGCUUUCCAAUAGUGUUUUGUAGUUCAAACUGUUUAACUACUAUAUUAUUUUACCGGGCUGCUGUGAAAUGGGCGAAAUUAUGCACAUACAUAUCUAAGAUUGAAGCAAUAGACCCUAAUACAGAUGUUUCCUUCGCUACUAAAUGUAAUCUAUCAUGUUUAGUAAUAUUGACUUUAGCCCUUGUUGAGCACGUCUUCGCCAAUCUCUCAAAAAUCGUGUAUGUAUUCAACUGUUACGCAGAUGACGACAAAUAUGAGGCGUUCAUAUUGCAUAGCUUUCCAUGGGUUUUUAAUAUUUUGAAUUAUGAAACUUUAGUUGGAGUGUUAGUCCAGUUUUUAAACAUCCAAUGCACUUUUAACUGGAACUUUGCGGAUUUAUUUGUAAUUUGUGUGAGUUUCUAUUUAAUAUCUCGGCUAAACCAAGUAUACAGAAAAAUUGUAGCAGCUAAAGAAAAGCAAAUUGAAAUUCCAUUUUGGAGAAGUAUUCGAGAAGAGUAUAAUAGAGACACGAAACUCGUGCGGCGUUUUAAUGAUGUUAUUGGUGGAAUCAUAUUUAUAUCAUAUGCUAACAAUCUAUUCUUUAUUUGUAUGCAAUUGAGAAACACUCUUGCAAAGGGAAUUAAGGCUACGCCACCAUGCAGUAUUGAGAGUCAAGAUAAAAGGCCAUUACAAGGAUACGAGCAAGCAGUGUAUUUCAUGUAUUCGUUUAUAUUCCUCGUCGUUCGAUCACUGAGUGUUUCGCUGAUAGCGGCACAAGUACACACUGCGAGCUUGGCGCCUGCUCAGAUAUUGUAUGAUAUUCCAUCGUCGCACUUUAAUAUUGAGAUGCGAAGGCUUAUGGACCAGAUACAUGGAACCACUGUCGCGUUGAGUGGUCUACAGUUCUUUCAGAUCAAAAGAGGAUUGGUUCUCACUAUUGCUGGGACGAUAGUAACAUAUGAGUUAGUCUUGUUGCAGUUCUCUGACGUCACACAAACGAAUGUUGAAUAG